This is a messenger RNA of Toxotes jaculatrix (banded archerfish), 1999 nucleotides long. RefSeq names its product collagen and calcium binding EGF domains 1 (gene ccbe1). Gene Ontology annotation, molecular function: calcium ion binding. The coding region runs from base 301 to 1515 and encodes 404 amino acids. The transcript has 11 exons. The record is from RefSeq and is a predicted model, not a curated record. Lineage: Eukaryota; Metazoa; Chordata; Actinopteri; Toxotidae.
ACCAAGAGAAGUGUUUAUGUAUUGACAAAUCCCUCGUAAAAAAACAUUUUUAAAUAUAAAAUAUAUAUAUAUAUUUACAUAUUCCGUCUCUUUCGGUUUCUUGAACUUGGCAAAGCUGCAGAGGAGGUAAAGUGGCCGUUCAACUCGUCUCAGUAGUGACACCACGAGAAUUAAGAGCGGUUCAUUCACCAGCUGCUCAGGAGGACCGGGUGAGUGGGAGGGUCUGUCAGUGAGCUACACCACUUUACGCACACUACCAGUGUGGAUUACAGAGAGCACCUAGGUGACUGGACCGAUGAGAUGAUACUUAAACACAACAGGAGCCCUCUUCUGCUCACCGUCACCUGCAUGUACUUCUCAGGAGGUCUGCUUUGGUCCUACCAAGAGGAGGAUGCCAGUGACGGUGAAGAGUGCUCUGAAAAUAACAUCUCUACAACCAAGUACCCCUGCGUGAAGUCGACUGGAGAAGUUACAACGUGCUACAGAAAGAAAUGUUGCAAGGGCUUCAAAUUUGUGUUGGGCCAGUGCAUUCCUGAAGAUUAUGACGUGUGUGCUGGCGCCCCCUGUGAGCAACAGUGCACCGACCAUUUCGGCCGUGUUGUGUGCACCUGUUACCCCGGCUACCGCUAUGACCGGGAGCGCCACAGAAAGCGAGAGAAGCCCUACUGUCUGGACAUCGACGAAUGUGCAGAAAAAAACACGACUGCGUGCUCUCAGAUCUGCGUCAACUCUGUGGGGAGCUACAGGUGUGAGUGUGAGAAAGGCUAUUUCCUGGAAGAAGAUGGGAAAACAUGCACCAAGGGGGAGAGAGUGCAUCUCUUCGAGAAGUCCGACAAUGUGAUGAACGCUGGAACUUGCUCAGCCACCUGUAAUGAUUUCCACCAGAUCAAGAUGUCUGUCCUGCAGCUUAAACAGAAGAUGGCCAUGCUGUCAAACAGCGCUGACGUCCCUGAGCAGAUGACCAGCGAGAAAAUCCUGACAUCCCCCAUAUUUUUACCAGGGCCUCCAGGUCUCCCCGGCCCUCCAGGAGAUCCAGGACCAGAGGGCUCUCCAGGACUUAGAGGACUGUUGGGGCCCCCUGGCCCUCCUGGUCCCAGGGGCUUGAUGGGGCCCAUUGGACCCACACCAGACCUGUACCACAUCAAGCGUGGCCCUCGGGGACCGGUGGGGGCACCAGGAGCACCAGGAAAGGAUGGUCUAAAGGGGGACAGAGGAGCUCCUGGGCCUGUCGGACCACCAGGUCCUCCAGGCUCCUUUGACUUCCUGCUCCUUCUGAUGGCUGACAUCCGUAACGACAUCGCUGACCUGCAGACCAAGGUGUACGGUCGACCGAUGCAGUCUCCAGGAGAGGACUUUGGUGCAGUCCCUGACGGCUGGAGGGACACCCAGGAAAGUCUGGAUACAGGCUCAGGCGAGGACUACAAGGAACCUCCACCUAGAACAGGUGGAGGAAGCAAGAGGGCCAAGAAGAGGAAACCAGCACAGGACAGAACAGACUUUGACUGGAAUAUUUAAAUUCUUUAUGUCAGGUGUAAAUAUUGAAGCGGUUUCCUUCUUUAUUUAACUGUUUUUAAACAGAAUGUAUAUGUCUUUUGAUCACAGAUGUUUAUUUUUGUAUGAUAUACAAGAUUAUGUGUGACUAUUUUUUAACAAAAUGAGUAGACUGUGCAAAUGCAUGUUUUUUUUUAAUUUUAUACUUUCAGAAACAUAUGGUUCCUUCACAGAAGAAUAAACAAGUCUCUCAAGAAAGCCGAUUGCUCCUCUUUACUUUAUGAUACUGUGUGUGUGAUUCUGUUUAACACAAAUAGAAAGAAAGUGAGCCACUCAAUACAUAAACGAUUAUUGACGCAACUGUUGGAUGGCUUUUGGGUGAUACUGUAGUUGGCUGAAGUUCUAACAUGAUGUGAUUUUAUUCUCCAGCAGAGGGAGACCUUCUCAAAGACAAAGUCCCUAACAUAUGCUUAAUCAUUCUGAUGUGAAAAGGAUAGAUUUUCAGACU